CCAAAAAAACUAGAAAGUCAAGGGUACACUACUGCUGACUCCCUUGCCCUCGUUCACGCGCUUUUAUCGCCGUUGCCGAUCAGCCCAACCCAUUUCUCCAAGCAGGUUCUUGAAACAGGUGUGGGCUUUUUGUACAUAUCCGUAUACAUAAAUACAAUGGGGGCAGUUUGUUCAGCAGGAACUGUAAAGAAAAGUAGGAAACCAACCGAUUCGGAGCAGGAGAAAAGCUCAGGUUUUUCUGGGAAGCUGAAAUCAAUUGGGAGUUUUGGGAGGCAUAAGAAGAGUGACGAUCCUUACACAUAUACUGAUGAAAUCGAUGUUUUCCGGAAGGAGAAUUUGUACGAUUCCGGCGAGCUGCACCUCUCGAUUUCGCGGGAGUUGAAGGCAUCAACGCCGAUGAGAACACCUGCUAACAAGGUAGGAAGCAAG
Striga asiatica is the source of this 429-nucleotide messenger RNA. The record is from the annotation of a GenBank genome assembly. Lineage: Eukaryota; Viridiplantae; Streptophyta; Magnoliopsida; Lamiales; Orobanchaceae.